AGUCUCAGCGGCUGCUCAGCUUCCACCGUGGUGGGGCCGUGGCCUGGAGGGGUGACCAGGGUGGGACAGUGUUCCCUUGUCAGCAGCCGGACGCCCACAGGGCAUGGAGCCCUUCCUCAGGAAGCGGCUGACCUUCCUGUCCUUCUUCUGGGACAAAGUCUGGCCUGUGAGAAAGCCAGGCGGUAGCAUUCCCAGGCCUGCAGAUCCUGCCACUGACCUGGGGCCAGGGUCCUCUGCCUCCAUGGAGCCCUGCAGCCACUUGGCACAAGGCAAGCAGCUCUAUAUUGCACUGUCUGACUUCACUGCACGGUGCGCAGAGGAGCUGACUGUAAGCCACGGGGAACAGCUCUACGCCCUCAAGGAGGAGACCCACUACAUCUUUGCCUGCAGGCUCUCAGGCAGGCCUGGGACUGGGCUCGUGCCCAUCACUUGUGUCACCAGGGCCACGGAGGCACUCACAGACCAACCCUGGUUCUUCGGCGGGACCAGCCGGACACAGGCCCAGCAACUGCUCCUCUCCCCUGACAACACACUAGGAGUCUUCCUUGUGCGGCCCAGUGAAAGUAGCUUUGGGGGCUACUCGCUGUCAGUCCGAGCCCAGGCCAAAGUCUGCCACUUCCGAAUCUCCAUGGCAGCUGAUGGCAGCUUCUACCUGCAGAAGGGCAGGCUCUUCCCCAGCCUGGAGGAGCUGCUCACCUACUACAAGGCCCACUGGAAGCUCACUCAGCUUCCAGUACUGCAGCCCUGCGUGCUCCAGAAUCCCCUGGAACAGGACUAGUGGGAGCGGUCGCGCUCUGAGUUUGCUCUUCGGAGAAAGCUGGGUGAAGGCUGCUUCGGGGAGGUGUGGGAAGGCCUGUGGUGAGGCUCCAUGCCUGUGGCCAUCAAGGUCAUCAAGUCAGGUGAGCUGUGCCCUCUCCUGCAGCUGGCUGACCUAGCCAAGGAGAUCCAGACGCUGAAGAGCCUGAGACACGAGCAGCUCAUCCAGCUGCAUGCGGUGUGCUCGGCCAGGGAGCCCGUGUACAUUGUCACCGAGCUCAUGCACAAAGGCAGCCUGCAGGCCUUCCUGGGCAGCCCUGAGGGCCAGGCCCUGAGCCUCACCCUGCUGCUGAGGUUUGCCUGCCAGGUGGCUGAGGGAAUGAGCUACCUAGAGCAGCAGCGCAUCGUGCACAGGGACCUGGCUGGCAGGAAUGUGCUUGUGGACAACGUCCUUGCCUGUAAGGUGGCUGACUUUGGCCUGGCCCGGUUGCUCAAGGACGACAUUUACUCCCCGAGCAGCGGCUCCAAGAUCCCCAUCAAGUGGACGGCACCUGAGGCGGCCAGCUACUGGGUGUUCUCUCAGAAAUCAGAUGCCUGGUCCUUUGGUGUCCUGCUGUACGAGGUUUUCACCUAUGGCCAGUGUCCCUAUGAAGGAAUGACCAACCGCGAGACAUUGCAGCAGGUCAUGCGUGGGUACCGCCUACCCCGCCCAGCUGCCUGCCCCAGGGAGGUCUAUGCACUCAUGCUGGACUGCUGGAGGGCCAGCCCGGACGAGCGGCCUACCUUCACAGCACUGCAGGAGAAGCUGCACACCCUCCACCAGUGCCUCCCCCAGGUCCCACCAUGACCAGAGCCUGGACCCUGGACACCCUUGGGUCUGUGGCAAGAGUUUGUUUGCUUUC
Otolemur garnettii (small-eared galago) is the source of this 1658-nucleotide messenger RNA. RefSeq names its product src-related kinase lacking C-terminal regulatory tyrosine and N-terminal myristylation sites (gene SRMS). Gene Ontology annotation, biological process: innate immune response; cell surface receptor protein tyrosine kinase signaling pathway; cell differentiation. Gene Ontology annotation, molecular function: ATP binding; signaling receptor binding; non-membrane spanning protein tyrosine kinase activity. The record is from RefSeq and is a predicted model, not a curated record. Gene Ontology annotation, cellular component: extrinsic component of cytoplasmic side of plasma membrane. The transcript is spliced from 8 exons. Lineage: Eukaryota; Metazoa; Chordata; Mammalia; Primates; Galagidae.